Messenger RNA from Clupea harengus (Atlantic herring), 1807 nucleotides. RefSeq names its product RasGEF domain family, member 1Ba (gene rasgef1ba). Gene Ontology annotation, cellular component: plasma membrane. The record is from RefSeq and is a predicted model, not a curated record. NCBI's taxonomy places the organism in Eukaryota, Metazoa, Chordata, Actinopteri, Clupeiformes, Clupeidae. Gene Ontology annotation, biological process: Ras protein signal transduction. Gene Ontology annotation, molecular function: guanyl-nucleotide exchange factor activity.
GUCCGCUGCCGGGUGGUAGUAACGUUAAGAGUAGUGCCUUUCCCGGGUUUCGGCUGCACUCACACUUGCGCUUACGAGCAGAGAGCACGUUUCUUGUGCCGUGCGCGGUCGGAUGUUCAUCUGAAGGAUUGGGUCUUUGGAUGUGUUAUACUAUCGAAUUCGAAGCAGAUCGUGAUUCAAAGAUGCACAUGGGGUUUCUACCUGCUACCAAUUCUAUUCUGAAUUAAAAUACGCUAUUAUUACCGGCAAGGAUUUUUUGGGAAAUUGAUUUCAAAGGCUUAGCUGCGUCUCUUUCACUUGUGGAUUUUAUAACAUCGCUCCGAACUACAGGUGUCUAAUUCGAGGACAAGAUGCCUCAAACCCCACCCUUCACAGGCGUGUUCCCCAACAACGCCUAUAACAAGAACCUCUACCAGACAAAAGAGGAGAACUACGGGGGCCUCUAUUACCAUGACAACACAAUCGUUUCGGGGUCCCUGGAGGCCCUUAUCCAGCAUCUGGUCCCCACAGUGGACUACUACCCCGACAGGACGUAUAUCUUCACGUUACUCCUGAGUUCCCGGGUCUUCAUCCACCCCUAUGAGCUCAUGUCCAAGGUCUGCCACCUGUGUGUGGAGCACCAGAGACUCAGUGACCCUCAGGCUGACAAGAUGAGGCUCAGGAAGAUCGCUCCUAAGGUCCUGCAGUUGAUCACUGAGUGGACGGACACGUUCCCCUACGACUUUCGUGACGAGAGGAUGAUGAGGAGCCUGAAGGAACUCACCCAGCGCCUCGCCAGUGGUGACGAGCUGUAUCGUAAGGCCGUGCAGCAGGUGACCCAGGGGCUGAUCCGGAAGCUGACCACACUCAGCCAGUACGAGGAGGCGCUGGCCAAGAUCAGCGCCACGGCGACGGACCGGCUGGCUGUGCUCAAGGCCAAGCCUCAGUCUGUGCAGCGCGACAUCCUCAGCAUCUGCAGCGACCCCUUCACCGUGGCCCAGCAACUCACACACAUCGAGCUGGAGAGAUUAAGCUACAUCGGACCGGAGGAGUUUGUCCAAGCCUUUGCACAGAAAAGCCCUCUGGACAACGAUAAGAACUGCUUCAGUGACCAUAAGAAGGCCAGUAAUCUGGAGGCCUAUGUUGCCUGGUUCAACCGCCUCAGCUACCUGGUGGCUACAGAGAUUUGCAUGGCCGUGAAGAAGAAGCACAGAGCGCGGGUCAUCGAGUUCUUCAUCGACGUGGCGCGAGAGUGCUUCAACAUCGGCAACUUCAACUCGCUCAUGGCCAUCAUUUCUGGGAUGAACAUGAGUCCAGUGUCUCGACUGAAGAAGACCUGGGGCAAAGUCAAAACAGCGAAGUUUGACAUCCUGGAGCAUCAGAUGGAUCCUUCCAGUAACUUCUAUAACUACCGGACGGCGUUGCGUGGAGCCACACAGAGAUCCAUCACAGCCCAUAGCAGCAGAGAGAAGAUUGUCAUUCCCUUCUUCAGUCUAAUGAUUAAAGACAUCUACUUCCUCAAUGAGGGCUGUUCCAACAGGCUUCCUAAUGGCCAUGUCAACUUUGAGAAAUUCUGGGAGCUGGCGAGGCAGGUGAGCGAGCUGAUGACCUGGAAGAAGGUGGAGUGUCCGUUUGAGAAGGACCGCAAGAUCCUACAGUACCUGCUCACCGCUCCCGUUUUCAGUGAGGAUGCUCUGUGUCUGGCAUCCUAUGAGAGCGAAGGACCAGAGAACAACAUGGAGAAGGACAGGUGGAAGUCUCUGAGGUCUUCCCUGCUGAAUCGGGUGUAGGCACCUCAGGGUGGCGGUGGCGGGGGGGGGGGGGGGGG